Brassica napus (rape) is the source of this 741-nucleotide messenger RNA. RefSeq lists its product as uncharacterized. The record is from RefSeq and is a predicted model, not a curated record. NCBI's taxonomy places the organism in Eukaryota, Viridiplantae, Streptophyta, Magnoliopsida, Brassicales, Brassicaceae. The transcript has a single exon. Bases 1 to 741 code for a protein of 246 amino acids.
AUGGGCAUUAAACGAGAGGCUACAGUGGAGGAAGCUCUUAUGAGGGAUAAAAGAAGAAGAAGGUAUCGCUCUCGAAUUUUAAAUGAGAUUGAGGCAGAAAUGGAGACUGUUAGCGAGAGGUUGAGAGUGAAUGCUGAGGCUGUUAAUAUGUGGAGAUGUGGGUCAGGGUAUAAACAAAGAUUUUCAGCUCAUGAAACUUGGUGGUUGCUAAGAAUGGCCAGGGAGAGAUGUAAUUGGUCAAGGAGUAUAUGGUUCUCGAAGGCGACUCCUAAGUUUGCGUUUGUGGCCUGGCUUGCUGCUAGCAACAGAUUGUCAACUAUGGAUAGAAUUACUCAGUGGGAUCCUGGAGCUGAUGCGACUUGUGUUCUUUGCAAAAGGGAGCCGGAGUCUAGGAACCACUUAUUCUUUGAGUGCUCUUUCUCUAAUCAGCUAUGGGAGCACCUAACUAAAGGGAUUCUACUCAGUGAUUAUACAAAUGCUUGGUUGAGCAUAUUGGAAAUCAUCUCCGAUGAGGGCAUGAAAAAGAAGAAGAGGUUCUGUCUACGGUAUGCAUUGCAGGCAGCACUUCAUGCUUUAUGGUGGGAGAGAGACAAGAUAAAGUAUAAUGAGAAACCUUCUCCUAUUGGGGCUACUAUGAAAAUGGUGGAUAAAGGCAUAAGGAACAAGCUGAGUAUUUUGAGAUCAAAAAGAGUGAAAGGGUGGGAGAAUGGCUUACAGUUUUGGUUUAGUACUCGAAUUUAA